Messenger RNA from Necator americanus (New World hookworm), 1386 nucleotides. RefSeq lists its product as uncharacterized. The transcript has 4 exons. The coding region runs from base 1 to 1386 and encodes 461 amino acids. NCBI's taxonomy places the organism in Eukaryota, Metazoa, Nematoda, Chromadorea, Rhabditida, Ancylostomatidae. The record is from RefSeq and is a predicted model, not a curated record.
AUGUCACCUCGUCUGGCCAUUGUUCGGCUUCGCCCUCUGCGCCAAAAACCCAUCAGUAUCAUCAACUGCUACUCACCAACAUCAGCAGCUGAUGGAUCCGAAUCGGACGCGUUUUAUGAGCAGCUGGAAGAAGCCACAGAAGAGGAAUGCAGGAUUGGAAAAUUUGGACUAGGGGACCGGAAUGAAAAUGGCAAUCGUCUCGCCGGGCUGUUGUCCGCCGCUCGCCUCUUUCAUGGGAACUCUCUUUUCAUGAAAAAAGAUCAUCGUCGGUGGACAUGGGAAUCUCCCAAUGGCGCGACUCGUGCGGAGAUCGACCACAUACUCACCAAACGGAGGUGGUAUCUACUUGACGUCUCAGUAGUACCAUCCUUUUGUAGUGGUUCUGAUCACCGUAUCCUUCGUGCGAAAAUGCGACUUAGCCACACGAUGGAAAAGAACAUCUGCUAUCGGCAGCGAAGGAGAAAAGAAGUUAUCUACGAUUGCGUACUCGAGGACCCCUUGUCCCAAGGUGACUGGCACAUCAAGGAGGACCCAAACGUGGACUACGAGAUGCUGCUCAGAGGAUUACGAGCCUGUGCCUCGAAGCCGCGCAGGACAAACUUGGAUCGAAUUUCGAAGACCACCAAGGAAUUGAUAGAAAGAAGAAGGGUUUUUGAGGAGGAUCUUUCGAAAUACAGGCAGAAGAAAAUUCUGGAAGCAGCACAAAGAGGAACGAGUCUAAAGAAGUGUUACAGGGAUCUUCGCGAAUAUUAUAUUCCGCUAGCAGGCUUGCUGAGCGAAGACGGGACUCGCACGUCUUCCCGUCGUGAGAUGGAAAUCAUGCCGGAGAGGUUCUACUCAAACCUUUUCCGUUCAUCAACUCCUGUGUCAAGCCCGAUCAUCCCCACUGGCGACACUCCACCACGGACUCCCUUUGGAACAGACUUUCUUCGGGCUGACGGCCAUCCGCUUCAUGUAGUCUUAGCAAUGCACAUGACAUCCUACCUUCAGAAAGAAAGGAUCCCAGACCAGUGGGAGACCUCGCGAACCAUUCUUAUCCACAAGAAAGGUGACCGAGAGGACCUUCGGAACUAUCGUCUGAUAUGCUUGCUGAGGGUGUUAUACAAAGUAUUCACUGAGAUCAUUCUCACGCGCAUAUCUAGGACGCUGGAUGAAACCCAGCCUCAAGAACAAGCUGGAUUCCGUCAGGGGUUCAGCUGUUUGGACCACAUCCACACCGUAUCGAGGGUCAUACGGGUUGGCUGGGAAUGCCGCCUGCCCCUUGUUCUAAUCUUCGUCGACUAUGAGGAAACUUUUGACAGCAAUACUGUCAGCGCUGGUCGAUCAAGGUGUGGACGCGUCAUAUGUGAGGACAUUAGCCAAUUGCUACGAUCGAUGCACGACUAG